UUGUUGGACGAGUAUGUGGCUAUCUGUAAUCCAAGAGUUUAGUCCGAACUUCUUUAGAUAAAAGAGGGUGAACUCUGGGUGGGCGUGGCUUGGCGGUACUAACCGACACCCAGAGAGAUCUUUGGAAAAGGGAGCUUUACUCUUAGCUCAGGAUUCGGCCAUAGCGCUGAGGGGCGGGAGCGCGGAAGCUGGGGAGUUGGGGGCGUGAUCCUUGUAGCCGGUCUGACAGCACUUACACCUGGUCCGGGCCGGCGAACCGCUGUCCUUCCACGAUGUGGCUCUGUGUUUUAGUCCUGGCCUCUCUUGCCGCUUCCACGGCUGGCGGGCACCCAGCGUCACCACCUAUAGUGGACACCGUGCAAGGCAAAGUCCUGGGGAAAUACGUCAGCUUAAAAGGAUUCACCCAACCUGUGGCCGUUUUCCUGGGAAUCCCUUUUGCCAAGCCCCCUCUUGGAUCCCUGAGGUUUGCUCCACCGCAGCCUGCAGAGCCAUGGAGCUUCGUGAAGAACACCACCUCUUACUCUCCCAUGUGCUCCCAAGACAUAAUGGCGGGGCAGGCGAUCUCAGAGCUCUUCACCAACAGGAAGGAAGAGAUUCCUGUCAAAUUUUCUGAAGACUGCCUUUACCUAAAUGUUUACACUCCGGCAGACUUGAAGACGAAAAGCAGGCUGCCGGUGAUGGUGUGGAUCCAUGGAGGUGGUCUGCUGAUAGGCGGGGCAUCAACCUAUAAUGGACUGGCCCUCUCUGCCCAUGAAAAUGUGGUGGUGGUCACCAUUCAGUACCGCCUGGGCAUCUGGGGAUUCUUCAGCACAGGGGACGAACACUGCCGAGGAAACUGGGGCCACUUGGACCAGGUGGCCGCACUGCACUGGGUCCAGGACAACAUUGCCAAUUUUGGAGGGAAUCCAGGCUCUGUGACCAUCUUUGGAGAGUCAGCAGGAGGUGAAAGUGUCUCUGUUCUUGUUUUAUCUCCCCUGGCCAAGAACCUCUUCCACAGGGCUAUUUCUGAGAGCGGCGUGGCCCUCACUCCUGUCCUGGUCAAGGAUGCCAGCAAGGACCUGGCUGAGCGAAUCGCUGUCACUGCUGGCUGUAAAACCACCACCUCGGCUGUCAUGGUUCACUGCCUGCGCCAGAAGACAGAGAACGAGCUCUUGGAGGUGACACUGAAAAUGAAAUUUUUUUCUCUCGACUUACUUGGAGACCCCAGAGAGAGCUAUCCUUUCCUGCCCACUGUGACUGAUGGAGUGCUGCUGCCCAAGAGACCUGACGAAAUUCAGGCUGAAAAAAAAUUCAACACUGUCCCCUACAUUGUUGGAAUCAACAAGCAAGAGUUUGGCUGGCUUCUUCCAACGAUGAUGGGUUAUCCACUCUCAGAAGGCAAACUAGACCAGAAGACGGCCACGGAACUCUUGUGGAGAUCCUACCCUGUUACUAACAUCUCUAAAGAACUGACUUCUGUGGCCACUGAGAAGUAUUUAGGAGGAACAAACGACCCAGUCAAAAAGAAAGACCGUUUCCUGGAUUUGAUUGGAGAUGUGGUAUUUGGUGUUCCAGCUGUGAUUAUGGCCCGUCGCCACAGAGAUGCUGGAGUCCCCACCUACAUGUACGAGUAUCAAUAUCGUCAAAGCUCCUUAGCAGCCAUUAGACCCAAAACAGUGAUAGCAGACCAUGGGGACGAACUCUUCCUAGUCUUCGGGGCACCGUUUUUAAAAGAGAGUAACUCAGAAGAUGACAUCAAAGCCAGCAAGAUGAUGAUGAAAUUCUGGGCCAACUUUGCUCGGAAUGGGAAUCCCAAUGGAGAGGGGCUGCCCCAUUGGCCAGAGUAUGACCACAAGGAAGGGUACCUGCAGAUUGAUGUCACCACCCAGGCAGCCCAGAAGCUGAAGGACAAAGAAACAGCUUUCUGGACCGAGCUCCUGGCCAAACAGGCAGCAGGAAAGCCGCCCCAGAUAGAACACAUUGAGCUGUGAACAGAAGGCCCAGCCAUCCUCAGGAGCCUGAAGGAGCCAAGACAAGGGUGUUCUACAGAAGAUGUUUGCAGGCCAGAGAAGCACCUUAUUGUGGAGACUGAAGAUUUGUCUGGCGGGAAGAGGAGGAGGCCAAGGAGAGGGAAUUUUUAUACAUGUGGCCUCAAUUUGGGAAAUAAAUGUUCUUUUGGAGACCAAAACAA
Molecule: messenger RNA, 2170 nt
Organism: Tupaia belangeri chinensis (Chinese tree shrew)
Lineage: Eukaryota; Metazoa; Chordata; Mammalia; Scandentia; Tupaiidae
Gene: CES1
Product: carboxylesterase 1
Exons: 14
Coding region: 273-1970 (565 amino acids)
Source: RefSeq, a predicted model, not a curated record